UGUUAAUGCGGAUAGUGUGUUUCCAAAUACGGACAUUUGAUAAAUAUUUGACUCACAAAGUUGAAUAACAACAUUUAAACGAGGUAAUACCAGUCGAUGUUUACGUUUUAUGUGUUUUAAUGUUACUUUUCAUAACCCUGCAGUGAUUUUUGAUCGUUAUUAAAGGGAAUAGUCGGAAUAUUAUCGGAGUGUGUCUAUUCUAAAUUACAAAGAUGUGCCCCAUAAAUUGGCUACCAACAUAAAGGAAGGACGACGCGGAUUACGUUUUCAAUACAAGUUUUUCAUUUGGAUGUAACCUGUAGUGUGUCAUAAAUCAAAGAGUACUAUUUAGUGUUUGGAUCUAUAACCAUUAAUUUGAUCUGUGCAUUGUGUGACGAUGGCGUAUGUCGGAGCCAGUGGUCAGGUGGAUGGCUCGUGGGAGCUGAAGAUUCUCGUCACAGACCUGCAGGUCGAACCCACAUUGAGGGUGAAUGGCGACCUUCACAUUGGCGGCGUUAUGGUCAAGCUUGUAGAGUCACUAGACAUCGCAAUGGACUGGUCAGACCAUGCCCUCUGGUGGCCGGAGAAGAACCGUUGGCUCAAGCGAUCACGCUCCACGCUUGACCAGUAUGGUGUUCAGGCGGACGCAAAGCUUCACUUCACUCCCAUGCAUAAAAACCUUCGUGUUCAGUUACCGGACUUGAAGAUUAUGGACUUGAGGACUAAUUUCAGUGAAGAUGUCUUCCACUCGGUGAUGGGACUUUGUAAGGAAUUGGGAAUUCGACAUCCAGAAGAAUUGUCGCUCAUGAGACGCAUGGACAAGGAAGAUUUAAAAAAGAACAUUAAAGAAAAGUUAAACCCGAAAGAUAAGAAAAAGAAAAGAGAAAAAUACGAGGACAGUUUGGGUGUGAAUGGCAAUGGAUCAGUGCAUCAUAAUUCAAACAACAGUCUUGACAGAUUGAGUCCAUACAAUAGGAGUCCGAUGGGACCUUCACCUUCUCUCUAUAAUGGACACUUUGAUUACAACACACUACAGCUUCACGAGACGUCCAGCAUGCCCGGUAGCCCUUACAACACACUGUCCCCUAACGGCAACCUCAGCAAUGGGGUCCUGUCCCCGGGUUCCAUGUACAGCCUCUCCUUCGAGAAUGCGGUGGAGUCCUCACUGGUCCACAGCUCUCCCAUAGCCACCAAGGACGCCCUGGUGUACCUGGCCCGACCCAAGAACUUUAUUGAGAAGGCCCGGAUAAACUUUACGUGGCUGGACUCCUCACGGUCCCUGAUGGAGCAAGGCCUGCGUGACAAUGACACCUGUCUGCUGAAGUACAAGUUCUACAACUUCUAUGACCUCAAUCCCAAGUAUGAUGCAGUGCGCAUCAACCAGCUCUACGAGCAGUCUAAAUGGGCAAUCAUCUCCGAGGAGAUCGACUGCACAGAAGAGGAAGCCAUGAUGUUUGGGGCGCUUCAAGUCCAGAUCCAGCUGAUGUCUGGUUUUUCCGGUAACGACACGAUCGACUCAACAAUGCCGGACGAAGGUCGUGAUGACAUUGAUGCUGCGCUUAGCAACCUGCAGGAGUCGCUGGAGGGCAGCUCGAUAUCCUCGCCUAGUGAUAUCACACAUGUGCCAGUGCUGUCUGACUACGUCAAGUUUUUAAAACCAAAGAAGUUCACAUUGAAGAGUUACAAGCGUUACUGGUGCACAUUUCGAGACACGCACGUUGCCUUCUACAAGUCUCAGGAGGAAGCGACCGGGGCUCCAAUCAACCGAGUAAACUUCAAGGGCUGUGAGGCCCACCCCGAUGUCAAUCUCCAGCACGAGAAGUACGGAAUCAGACUGUACAUCCCCGCUGCUGAUGGAAUGGAGGAAAUCUGGCUGAGAUUUGAUACUGAGGACCAGUACUGCAAGUGGAUGGCGGCUAGCAAGCUGGCAUCGAAGGGUAAGACAAUGGCUGACAGCUCGUUUGAGUCAGAGGUGCAAUCCCUCCAGAAGCUUCUUAGUAUGCAGAAGACAACCAGCAGUCCGCUCAAGGUUCUCACGCCGAACCAGCUGAAUAUCAACCCUGAAGAUUUCGUUUCGCAACGACAUUUCAAGAAGGUCAAGUCAAAGCAGAUAUACCAGCGUAUCAUGGAGGCCCAUGCCAAUGUCAAGGACAUGAGUCUUACAGAUGCAAAGUUGGCGUACAUAAGAGCCUGGCAGGCAUUACCAGAGUUUGGCGUCUCCUACUUCAUCAUUAAGAUGCAUAACAGCAAGAAAGAGGAGCUGCUUGGCAUCCACCCCAACAAGGUGAUCCGAAUGGAUGUGAACUCAGGGGACUCGUUGAAGACGUGGCGCUACGAUAGCCUGCGCAGCUGGCACGUCAACUGGGAGGUGCGUGAGGUUAUCCUUGACUUUGAGGAAGGCAAGGUGCAGUUCUCGUCUCUCAGCGCGGACUGCAAGGUCGUGCACGAGUUCAUCGGGGGUUACAUCUUCUUGUCGAUGCGCUCCCAGGACAAGAGCCAGACGCUGGAUGUCGAACAGUUUCACAAGUUGACUGGCGGGCGAACGUGAAGCGGUGUUUUAAGUGAAUUUUAAGUGACUGUUUUGACUGGGUCACAGUCAGUGACUGUGGAUAAUAGCAAUAUGAGGGUUGAAUGCAAAACUAGUGUAAGAGUUGAACUUCUGUAAUGCCAGAUACACUACUUUUGUAGUCAACCCUUGCAUGUAUCAUAUGAAAUGAUGGGAGUUGAUAAUCAAGCAUUUAGUGCCUAUACGAUACAUAACUGUGUUAUCACUGCUGUAUGCUAUCUUGUUGUUGUCAACCACUUGCCUGUCAAUCUGCGAGUUCUAUCAUGCUAGAAAGUACAAACAAGCGUAUAAAGUUUAAAAAAUUUAAAGUCAUUCAUUGAAUGACGUGUAAGCAACCAUCCCGGUGGUAAUGGAUGAAUAGCAGGCCAGGUAAAAGAUGCCUUAAGAAAAUUACAACUGAUGUACUAAUUUUAUAUCAUGAACAAUCUUAUGUUUAAGAGUAUUUUCAACUUGAUAGUCCUUCCAUUCAUUAGUAAAAUGGUGGAUUUCGGUUUCAAGAAAUGUAUGUCGCUGUACUGUGAUUGUAAUAAAUAUUGCUGUAAUUUUGUUAAUAUUUUAUCUUAAUCACUCUGUAUAUUAAACAAGAAGAUCACCUAGAGUAAGUGUGUGGUUAAAAGCUUUCCUACUUAGAAGCAAAGUGCAAAUGGCUAUGUGCAAACAGCAUAAAACCAGAACAGCCUGUGAGUAACUUGCAGUCUGUUCAGGUUUUAUGCUGUUUGCUGCUCAUCAGUAUCUAAGGUUUGGAGAUGAAGCCUUAAAAACUUAUAUCCAGUAAGAAAGGUCUUAAAGUAAAUAUAACUUUCAAAGGGACUAGAAAUGGGUCAAAAUAUGUAUCUAAGUGGGAAAGGGUUUAAACCAUUAUGCCAAGAAAUUUACCUCAGAUUCAGGACUGAUGUGGUGAUAGUCCUUGUAGAAGAAGGGAAAUUAUUAUCAUUUCUAGAAUAAUCAUUAACUCUUUCACUGCUGGAACCGAAUUUUAAAGGCCUUUGCAAACAGUUUGAAUCCAGAUGAGACGCCACAGAACGUGGCGUCUCAUCAGGAUCCAAACUGUUUGCUAUUCUGAUAGUAUUCUUUGGAAAAAAAAAAUCGAAGAAAAUGCUAAUUUUAGAAAUUCUGCAGACGACAUUUUAGCAGACGACAAAUUUCCCAGAAGGCAAAGGGUUAAAAUAAUGAACAUUUUAUGUUGCAGAAAAUCUCUAACUACUAUCACUGAUAACAAGAAUGAUUAUAAUUUAGUAACACCAGGUUGCAAUGGUGGUGAAAUUUCAAAUUGUGACCAUUUCGAAGGUCAGUACAAAUAUGUUGUUAUUAUCAUUUCUGUGUGUUUUUGACUUUGUAAUAUGGAUGGUACGCUUAAUGCAAGGAUUAAAGGAUUUUCAAGUUUUUCUCGUCUUUGCUUGCAUUUGUUGUUUUAUGGGAAUCUGUAAGUAUCCAACACUGACUGCAUUAACAUAUUUAUGGUGCCAUUUAUUAUGUUCAAAAUUUGGUUUAUCAAGCGGCAAGUUUUUAAGCUUUAUUUGCACACAAUGGUUUUAAACAUUUUUCUUCCAUAUGUAUUUGUUCAAUUUUAUAAUUUAUUUUGUUGUAUAUUAUUAACCUGCCCUAUGUUAUGCAUAUAUACAUUGUAUACAACUUGAGUAAGAAUCCUUUCAAUUAAAUAUUAUACAUUUUGAUUUUAUUAAUACAUGAUUUUCUCCAGCAUGAUAAGUACAGGUACCAAAAAUUUGUGAAGGUACAGCAGGCCUUUAAAAAGGUACAGUCUAAAUAAUGUUAGCUGGUGUUUUUUUUUUUUAUUUGUGUUUAGAUUGCAUAACGAACAUGAGCAGCGCUGGUAUCACAUUUUGAAGGAGGUGGUGCUUUUUGCAGUUUAUUUAUUUUUACUUGUUAUGAAGUGCCUACUUUGGUGUUAAACCAGAUGUCUUUGUUGUUGUACUUUUACAUAAACUUAGUCUAUAUUUCAGUUGAUUUUGUAUUUUAUGUUUCUAUAGAGUACCCUUGUUUAUCAGAUGUUGUAUUUUUUUGCAGCCAAGCUUUCAAAGUACAAAAAAUGUAAAAAUUAAACACAUUCAUAUUGUUGUGUACUCUUUAAAUAUUUUCACAAACAGAGAUAAACAUCUGUUCACACUCUGAAUAGCGUUGCAUAUCGACAUUUGUCAUUUUUCUACUUAUUUAUUUUAUUAUAAUGAAAAUAAACUUAAGUCUAUUGUAUUGUAAACAAAAUUAUUGUUUUUACGAAAGAGUCUAUUUCUUCAAGCACUUAGUAAGCCUCAGUACAGUCUAUAUUAUUGUUGUUGUUGACCAUUUGACGGGCCUCGUUUUCAUGCCAAGAGCCAAAUAUUGUGGAAUAUAAAUAUUGUAUGCAUGUAAAUACUGCUUCACACCGUUAUGUUGUUGGAAAAAGAACUUGGCAUCUGUGUGUGUAACCCAAUGUAAGAGAUUAUUGUAUAUUCCUCAUACCCUAUCGCUACAGCUACAUUAUCAGUCAUGUAUUGUAUUUAUAGAUCUCAUACUGUUAAAUCAUGUAUCAUAUACUAUUGCAAAAUAAACAACAAAUACUGCUAAGAAAA
Dreissena polymorpha is the source of this 5112-nucleotide messenger RNA. RefSeq names its product fermitin family homolog 2-like. The transcript is spliced from 13 exons. The record is from RefSeq and is a predicted model, not a curated record. Bases 377 to 2527 code for a protein of 716 amino acids. Gene Ontology annotation, biological process: integrin-mediated signaling pathway; cell-matrix adhesion. Lineage: Eukaryota; Metazoa; Mollusca; Bivalvia; Myida; Dreissenidae. Gene Ontology annotation, cellular component: cell-substrate junction. Gene Ontology annotation, molecular function: integrin binding.